This is a messenger RNA of Dendronephthya gigantea, 1617 nucleotides long. RefSeq lists its product as uncharacterized. The record is from RefSeq and is a predicted model, not a curated record. NCBI's taxonomy places the organism in Eukaryota, Metazoa, Cnidaria, Anthozoa, Malacalcyonacea, Nephtheidae. The transcript has 8 exons. Bases 288 to 947 code for a protein of 219 amino acids.
AGAAGUGUAACCAGUGGUUCCAUGAAGCAUGCCUACAGUGCCUGGACUUUCCUCUUUUAUUGGGUGAUAGGUUUUAUUAUUUUUUGUGUGCUGUAUGUAAUAAUGGUGAAGAAUAUCUUAAACGUAUUCAACUAAAAUGGACUGAUAUUGCUGCAUUGGUAUUAUAUAAUCUUUCCUUGAAGUACCACAAAAGAGGCUUCAAAAACAACGACGUUGAAUGCUUUUUACGUGACAACUGGGAUGCAUUGCAAUGUGGCAAUUUGUAUUACACCCCAGAAAGAGAACGAAUGGAAAAACUCGUUGAAGUUAUGAAAAAACAGAAACGCAAAUUUCGUUGUCAAAGCGGUGGCAGUGGUAUUGUGACUUGGUCAUUAUUUAUUCGUUGUGCUCCCUUCCCAACGAAAGCGAGUUUACUUCAUGAAGCAAAGUUGAGGGAGGACGAGAGUGGUGGAACGACUUCGGAGGUCCCUGAUUGUAACGGAAAUUAUUUACAAGACGACGACGAUAUUGAAGACAAUUCAUCAACGUCGAAUGAGAUGAAUCAUGGAAGUGAGAUUGGCACAUCAGAGUCCUCGACUAGUGAACAAGUUCCUCUCUUUCCAUCUCUCUCCAUGUUUAAAUACUUAAUGCCGGAGUGCAGUUCUCGGGCGAGCGAAAGCCCGGAUGCCUUAUCGGUCUGUGAGCGUUACUCCGACCUUUGUCAAAUGCCUGGUGAUAAACGGCCGCGAUCACGUGACUCAGCGGAUUCAUCAUCUCUGAAUGAACCAAUAGAAAAACGUUUUGUAAAUUACGUUGAGCGUCUAUCCAAUGGUGUAACGUCGUACGCGGGAACCAAUGGUCGGCUGGCUUGUGGCGAGAAUUGUAAGCUACUUGGUCGAAGAUUUGCAAGAAACGGCCGGAUCGAAUAUCUAGUUCAAUGGAGUGGUGUUACACCUGACAGUUUUUGACAAAUUGUGGUUAAAUUUUCAGGCGAAAUUGGAACUGUCUUGGAAUUAAAUUUACGGUUGUAAAACGGCAUACAAUGAAAUUUGAGUUAAAGCGAGAUAAAUUUUAAUCGACUUUUGUUUACAGGCUAAAACAUGUUUCUGCUAUGGUGAUAAUAGUAUAUAUUGCAUGUAUGUUGAAGUUGGAACAUAAACUACUAAUUGUUAAUUAGAAAAGGUUUUAUUUUGUCGUGAACGGUGAACUGGCAUAUUUUAUCAAAUGUCCGCAAUUAUAAAUAUUAAGAUUAAAUAUUAAGAUUAUUUAAGUUUAUUUCAGAAAGAUAACUGCUAAAAAUAUCUGCAAACAUAAUUUGUACCCUGAUUGUUUUGUUAUUAUUACUGUAUUAGUACAAUUCUUAGGGACUACAGAGUCUGUUUAAAAGUGGUGGACCAAGAAAAAUUUAUUUAAUGAUUUUUUGUAUGAGAAAAAGGGGGACGUUCACCUUCGAUCCCCCUGCAAUUAAAAUUGUAGUUUAAUUAUUUUCAAAAUUUCAAAAAAAUCGGUAACGCGGGACCAAAGGAAAAAUUGUGAUUUUCGUCAAUUUUUUGAAAUUUAAAAAUUCGGUUCCAAAUGCCUCGAAAUGGUUGAAAACUAAGCAGAAUUGCGUUCUUUGAUGAAAACAGUACAUUUGAA